AUGAAAACUCUUUCAAAUUCAUCUCAUCUCUUUUUCUUUCUUCUUGUCCUCAUCUUGUCAUGCUCAUCAGUAGCUUUUGCUGAUAAGCAAGACAACUUUCUUCAAUGUCUCUCCAAAACAACCAACUACUACUCCAUUUCAAAUGAUGUCUACACUCAUGCAAACUCAUCUUACACUUCCAUCCUCCAAUUCUCCAUCCGAAACCCUAGAUUCGCGUCGGACUCCACUCCUAAACCUCAAGUGAUCAUAACCCCAGAACACGAAUCCCAGAUCCCGCCUGUCGUACACUGCGCCAAGAAAAGUGGUCUGGAGAUCAGAACACGGAGCGGUGGCCAUGACAUGGAGGGACUGUCUUAUGUCUCCCAUGUCCCGUUCGUGGUCAUCGAUUUAAUCAAUCUCAGCGAAGUUACUGUCAACGUGGAUGAGAAAAUGGCAUGGAUUGAGACCGGUGCGACAACUGGAAUCGUAUACUACAAGAUUGCGGAAAAGAGCUCCACUUUAGGGUUUCCUGGUGCUAUUUGCACUACUGUCGGUGUCGGUGGCCACUACAGUGGAGGAGGCUAUGGCACAAUGCUGAGAAAAUACGGCCUCGCUGGAGAUAACGUCGUUGAUGCAAGAAUAAUCGACGCCAAUGGCAGAAUCCUCGACAGAAAAUCAAUGGGAGAGGAUCUUUUCUAG
Molecule: messenger RNA, 678 nt
Organism: Salvia splendens (bonfire salvia)
Lineage: Eukaryota; Viridiplantae; Streptophyta; Magnoliopsida; Lamiales; Lamiaceae
Product: berberine bridge enzyme-like 18
Exons: 1
Coding region: 1-678 (225 amino acids)
Molecular function (GO): FAD binding
Source: RefSeq, a predicted model, not a curated record